Messenger RNA from Cucumis sativus (cucumber), 1138 nucleotides. RefSeq names its product protein CHLORORESPIRATORY REDUCTION 6, chloroplastic. The transcript is spliced from 4 exons. Gene Ontology annotation, cellular component: chloroplast. Gene Ontology annotation, biological process: NAD(P)H dehydrogenase complex assembly. Lineage: Eukaryota; Viridiplantae; Streptophyta; Magnoliopsida; Cucurbitales; Cucurbitaceae. The coding region runs from base 145 to 909 and encodes 254 amino acids. The record is from RefSeq and is a predicted model, not a curated record.
CCAUACAAUUAUCUCUAAUUUAGAAGAAACAAAUGAAGUCAAAGUAAAACUUGAAACCAAAUUGGAUAAGUAAAACAAGAUGGAGGAAGAAGAUAAACCAGACAUUACAACUCCUACGCCUCCCCAUCAUUUGGGAUUGUUUCCAUGUCCACUCCAACCAUUAAACCUUCAUUUCCACUUUCUCCUUCCUUUAACCAUCCAUCUCGCUCACCCAUUUCAUGGAGCUUUUCCAGACCCAUUUCAGAUUCUUCCCCUUCUUCCCUUAUUUCCACUUCCUCUCGCCAUCGACGACAACUAUCUGCCUCGGUUUCCUUCAAUCCUUCCGGAAACUUUGACCUUUCUUUUCAAGAUGAUGACGAUGAUUCUUCUAAAGUUGCACCUCCAAUGCCACCCACAGAAGGUCGAUUUGACGUGGUUAUAGAUAACGAUGCAAUUCGUUGUCUAGACUUAUCCUCAUUUCAGACAACAACUGGAAUAGUUUCACCUUUAGCUACUGAGCCAAAACAAUUCCUUGAACGUACAAUUGGUUUUACCAUUAACUAUACUCGAGAAGAUCCUUACGAUCGACGUGAAUUAUCCGAAUACCCUGACAUAAGGCUGUGGUUUGUGAGACUUGAUUCAGUCUAUCCGUGGCUACCUGUUCUGCUGGACUGGAGAGCGGGAGAGCUCGCACGGUAUGCAGCAAUGCUCGUUCCUCACCAGAUAAGUAUGAGAAUGGGAAUUGUGUUCAAUCCUGAGGCUUUGGAGCUGUUUGUGAUGAAGAAAGUUUUUAUAGUGUACUCAUGGUUGAAGCAACAUGACAUUCCAAAGCCAAGAUUGAAAGCAGCUAAUAUGGCUAGGAUGCUUGGGUUUGGAAUUGGAGAUGAACUUUUUGACUUGAUAGAUCAACAUCCAGUUGCCCCACCAUGAAACAUGAUCUCGAAGUGCUGGGUGGAUACUAUCCAUUCGAGAACUGGUAUUAUCUUCUAAAAUUGUAAUGAUAGUAAAUCUUUCAAAAUCUUCACAGCUUAUACUGUUGAUGAAUGAGUAAUUUAGUUAUGAAGUCAUAAGAAAAAUGUUUGUUAAAAAGAAAAUAAUUUAUAUGUUCCAUCUCUUUAAAAUUACGUGCAUUUUGGGGUUCUUUUUACCCAUUUGAUCU